AUGGAUGUCGACGCGACGAACUUCGACGACGCUCUGUUCAAGACGGUGAAAGCUGCCUUGAAUGAUGCCGACUACAUCGCCAUCGAUCUUGAAAUGACCGGCAUCCAUGACGCCGCUCAUCAACCCUCAGGCUCCGACUCUACCGCAGUCCGGUAUAGGAAGAACCGAAUAGCAGCCAAGAAAUACGGCAUCAUGCAAGUUGGGGUAGCGGCCUUCAAAGGGGAAGAGUACCGCGCUUGGAACUUUUAUGUCUUCCCUCGACCAAUCAACGACUUGGGAGUUACUUGGGUGCCCUCAGUGGCGCUGUGCUCGGCUGCGAUCGCCUUUAUGAAGGACCAGGGGAUGGACUUCCAACGGUGGAUCGACAAGGGUCUCACUUACGUCAAUGCAGUGGUGGAAUCUCGGCUGGCUGAGGCUUUGGAGAAGAAGAAUCGGGAGGACUCGAGUGGGGAGGGUCUACCUGAAAUUCACAACCCUCAGGCUAAGGAAAAUGUCGAGAAAGCAGUGAAGUCGGUGGCCGAAUUUGCUAAGGACCCUGAACAAGAUUCCUUCAAACUGCCCAAUCUGCGUGGAGUGGCCUUGAGAGUCGCUACGGCUCGUAUCAAGGCCAACCACCCCAACCUAUUGAUCGAGUCGGUCCGUGUUGGGGCAUACACUGAGAGGUUCGUUACUCGUCGGUCUAGACGGGACCUUGUGCGGGAAAAGCUUGGUUUUCGUCGAGUUUGGAAGGCCAUACUGCAGGCUAAGAAGCCUAUUAUCCUCCAUAACGGCAUGCUUGACCUCAUGUGGAUGAUGCAGGAGUUCGAUCAAGAUUUGCCCAGCGAGUUGGCCAACUUCAAGGCGCGAGCUCGGCAACUGUUCCCCUCGGGAGUCUAUGAUACUCGACAGAUCGCCAUCGAGUCUGGCUUUCACGGAGUGGGUCUUUCGCAGUUGGCUGAACGUUUCGCACAGGACCCGGUAGUGCAGAAAAUUCACGGCGCGGAUGAGUUCUCUAGAAAAUUCGAUGGUGAAGAUGGAGAGGAGAAAUUUCAUGAGGCCGGCUAUGAUGCUGUGGCUACAGGAAAGGUCUUUGCCGCUCUCACAGCGGAAAUGAGUGAUGAGGAGAAGAAGCAGUUCCUCAACUACAUUGCACUGGCCCAGUCCUACUACUGUGUCAAUUUGUCGGAGGCAGCAGGAGAUCGCGCGGUGAAUGACAGGCCUCGUCAGUAUCGGGUUCUCGAGGGCAUCCCGAUUGGGACUAAGAACAGUGACGUCUUGGCGUUGGUCGAGGAAGUGCGGACGCAUUUCCAGGAAAAGGAGGCUGGUAUGAAGGUUUAUACGUAUAUUGAUUGGAUUGAUGAUACUCGAGGGGUCCUGCAUCUGACGCCGAUACUUCAUAAGGAUGAUGAUAAGGAUAGCGAGGGAGAGCAGAAGGAGGCGCGGGAGAGGGAAAAGGAGGUUAAUGCCGAGAUUGGUGUGAUGCUGGAUGAGGCGUUGGCGAGAAAAGUUGGUACCUCGAACGAGUGGUCAAUGCUGAAGGUCCGCUCACUCGACGACUAUCUGAAAUCCGAGGUCCUCGUAUGGCGGGGCGUCAGCUGGGAGUCCGUCUCCUCCAAGUCAGGGGGGCACUUCCAGCGGUCAGAGUACCAACGGCCCGACCAAAGGGGUACCUCCAAAGCGGAGACGAACCACUUUCGGGUUGUAGUUGAUGCAAUUGGUGAUAGCGAGGAGUCUGAUGAGAGCGAUGAUGAGUGGUACGCCGAUAGUGAUGAUAGCGAUGAGUAGCUGCUACCUAUAUGAUGAUGAUGGACCGGCUCCUGCUGCACUACGUACGAUUAUUAUACUUAGUGUUUGCUGCUGAUAGUAGUAG
Perkinsus marinus ATCC 50983 is the source of this 1849-nucleotide messenger RNA. RefSeq lists its product as hypothetical. The transcript is spliced from 2 exons. NCBI's taxonomy places the organism in Eukaryota, Perkinsozoa, Perkinsida, Perkinsidae. The record is from RefSeq and is a predicted model, not a curated record. Gene Ontology annotation, molecular function: RNA binding; 3'-5'-RNA exonuclease activity. Gene Ontology annotation, cellular component: cytoplasm. The coding region runs from base 1 to 1764 and encodes 587 amino acids.